Molecule: messenger RNA, 4974 nt
Organism: Dreissena polymorpha
Lineage: Eukaryota; Metazoa; Mollusca; Bivalvia; Myida; Dreissenidae
Product: receptor-type tyrosine-protein phosphatase epsilon-like
Exons: 26
Coding region: 73-3177 (1034 amino acids)
Biological process (GO): protein dephosphorylation
Molecular function (GO): protein tyrosine phosphatase activity
Source: RefSeq, a predicted model, not a curated record
UAUGGUCACAAAUGCUCAUCGACGUGCAGCGCUUUUUGUCGAAACAAUCGAUCAUGCCAUAAUGUUUAUGGGAUGUGCCUUUAUGGUUGUGAAGAUGGAUAUAACUUUGUCACCGACAACAAGUGUAAUACUACGUGUGCAGAGGGAUCAUAUGGUACUAACUGUUCAUUACCCUGCAGCGCAUUUUGUCUCAACAGUCGUCGAUGUCAUCAUUUAAAUGGGACUUGCAUUGAUGGCUGUGCAGAUGGAUAUGAAUUUGUUACUGACAAAACGUGUAAUACUCCCUGUGCAACGGGAUUGUAUGGGCACAUCUGCUCAUCGACGUGCAGCGCAUUUUGUCGAAACAAUCGAUCAUGCCAUCAUGUAAAUGGGACGUGCCUUAAUGGUUGUGAAGAUGGAUAUAACUUUGUCACCGACAACAAGUGUAAUACUACGUGUGCAGAGGGAUCAUAUGGUACUAACUGUUCAUUACACUGCAGCGCAUUUUGUCUCAACAGUCGUCGAUGUCAUCAUAUAAAUGGGACUUGCAUUGAUGGCUGUGCAGAUGGAUAUGAAUUUGUUACUGACAAAACGUGUAAUACUCCCUGUGCAACGGGAUUGUAUGGGCACAUCUGCUCAUCGACGUGCAGCGCAUUUUGUCGAAACAGUCGAUCAUGCCAUCAUGUAAAUGGGACGUGCCUUAAUGGUUGUGAAGAUGGAUAUAACUUUGUCACCGACAACACGUGUAAUACUACGUGUGCAGAGGGAUCAUAUGGUACUAACUGUUCAUUACACUGCAGCGCAUUUUGUCUUAAUAGUCGUCGAUGUCAUCAUAUAAAUGGGACUUGCAUUGAUGGCUGUGCAGAUGGAUAUGCAUUUGUUACUGACAAAACGUGUAAUACUCCCUGUGGUCACAGAAGGUAUGGUCGAGAUUGCUCAUCCAUCUGCAGCGAUUAUUGUCACAAUAAUCAGUCAUGUCAUCACAUAAAUGGGACGUGUCCUAAGGGUUGUGAAGAUGGAUAUGACUUUAAGCAAAACGAAACCUGCAAUACUAUUUGCAAAAACAGGACAUUUGGUAAAAACUGUUCAAUGAACUGCAACUGUGAUGAAUGCCAUCAUGUCAACGGUUCAUGUGCCAUGUUUAAACAGCAAUGCGACACUGGAUUCAAGAUGGACAAAGAUAUCUGUCAACAGAAUAUUGAAGCUUCAUCGAAACCAUCCUCAUCUUCUACUGGAGCAAUUGGAGGUGGAGUUGCGGCUGCUGUAGCCUUCACAAUUGUGAUCAUUAUUGCUGUCGUUUUCUAUAAACGGAGACGUAUGAACAACAACGGAGACAAUCGAGAGUUUGUCAAUGAUAUUGCAAUGUUCUCGCCGACAGAACCACAAUCUACUGUUAAGUCAGAUCAACAGCUUAAUUUGAAAACUGACUUACGUGGCAAUAUAUACGCAAAUGCAAAAGAUAUUCAAUCGGAUUACUAUGGCUUCAAUGCCUUUGCUACUGGUAUUCAACUGCAUGAACUAUGGACGUACAUACGUGAUAAAGACCGGAUUGAUUCUACUUAUUUCGACGACGAGUUUAAGAAAUUACCUGCUGGUUUGAUUCGAAAGCACGACGUCGCAUCUGCUGCGUGUAAUAAAGGCAAAACCCGUUACAAGGAUUUGUAUGCAUAUGACGAUUCGCGAGUUGUCCUGACAAACGCGUGUCCAGAUGAUUCCGACUACAUCAAUGCCAGCUAUAUACAUGGUUUCGAUAAAUUGAAGAAAUUCAUCGCAAGUCAAGGCCCUACUCAGAAAAUGAUUUCUGAUUUUUGGCGUAUGAUUUGGCAACAGAAGGUUGAGAAAAUUGUCAUGCUUACGAAUCUCAUUGAACUUGGAACGCUUAAGUGUCUUCAGUAUUGGCCAGAAGAUAUAAACGGUGAGUGCAAACACGGUGGCGUUCUUAUCAAGUAUGCCGGCAUCAAGGAAACAUUCGACUACAAAAUCAGAUCACUUGAAAUCACAAUGGAUGGUGAGACCAGGCGCCUCAACCAAUUCCAUUUUAUGUCCUGGCCAGAUAAAGAUGUUCCAGAUACAACCUGGUGUCUUGUGGAUUUUUGGAGAGCUGUUGCUAAGUUCGACGACACCAACACAUCCCCCAUUCUUGUACAUUGCAGUGCGGGUGUUGGCCGCAGCGGAACGUUUAUCGCUCUGGACAACUUGAUUGCACAAGCACAGAUUGAAAACUGCGUCAGACCUCUCCAUGUGGUUGAAGCUUUACGGCAACAAAGAGUGAACAUGGUCCAAACAAAGGAACAGUACAAAUACCUGCAUGAAGCUUUGGCAGAAGCCCUACUGAUUGGUACGCAUCACUGGGUUACAAGGCAGUUUGAAAGUGUCUACAACUUUAUGAUUGGAAAAGACAUUGAGACGUCGAAGACACGAAUCGAACAGCAGUUCGAAUUGAUAACCAAAAGUGCAAAUUACGCGAGGGGACAAAGCGCAGUAAUUGCAACUGGACUAGUAAACGACCAUAUUGGAACUCAAAACGAAGCCAUGAUUAUCAAGGCGACAGAGACUAAGCCGCAGUGCAUUGUCUUAUCAGCACUUGGAGAGAGCAGAGCGUUUAUAGCAUUGACUUCCUUACAUGAUAACACUGCAGAAAAUGUCUGGUCUCUUGUUGAGAAGCAGGGGUGUAAAACAAUGAUCGAGUUUUCAAAUCGUUCAGAAGGAUCGCAUAAGGCGGAUACUUACCAUGGUCAGAAAGAGGGCGGGCGUUUCGGAAGAUAUUACGUCAACUUAACCGAGGAAAGAAACGAUCGCGGCUUUGAGGAGAGAACAUAUUCCUAUAAAGAAGACACAAAAGGUAGCAGUCUAAAGACUUUUAAACAGUUCUACAUGCCUGGUAUGAAUAAAGACCCGGAAAGACAGUCCAUGCUUGAUCUAAUUGAGGCGAUAUUGACAUGGCAAGGUCAGCUCUCGACCGACACACCGAUAUUGAUUAAAGAUGGUUCGAACUUUCACAGAAGCGGCCUAGUUGUGGUAUUGUUGAGCGAGAUAUGUCGCAUUGUGACGCACGACGGACAAAUAAACCUUGUUGAAACAGUUGUAUCAAUGAAGCACCAAGAGAAGCAUAUUAUCCAUAGCGCUGCUCAACUGAGGAUCUGCUACGACGCAAUUUUGGACUACGUUCAGAAACCAGGAAUCUAUCAAAAUUUCUAAAAGCACGGAAUAAACACGACGUGUAUGCAUACUCUUUGAUAAAGAUAUGGCUUUCUGUUUAUGAUGACUGUGACGUCCAUGUAGUGUUAAGUUACAACAUGGAUGUGAAUUUAUUGAUUUUGUAUGUUCUUAAACAAUGACAAAAUAAAUGUAUGUUUUAUUUAAUGCAACCGGAUGAAAUAUUGACACAAAUAAUGUUGAUAAUUCCCCAUAGAGCUCCAUGUUACGAACAUUAUGCUUUUUUUAUUGUUUUGAUUACUUUUAGAGCUGGACAUCAGUUUGUAAGGUAAUGCAUACUCAAAAUAAAUAAAUAAAGUAAUUUGAACUAAAUACAACAUAAUAAAACCGCACUUUUGAUAUGCAUUGAUGACAUUAAGUAAAUUAAGCAGUGUUCUUCAAUAGUUUAAAGUUUGCUGUUUUGAUAGCUGGUAACAAAUAAAUGUACCAACAAAGUUUUCUACAGUUACCGUAUCUUCAUUAAGUACAUACAUGAACAGUAUUAUAUAUCAUGUGCAUGUAUAUUCAUCGGAAAAUGACGUUUAAAUAAACUAUUUUAUAAAGUGUCAACGUAAGUUAUGAAGCUGUAAGAAGUGUGUCUCGUUUAUUUCUUCGCCGUAUUUUUUUAUUCAUUGAUGUCGACGCUUUAUUAUAUUGUGUUAUUAUAUAUAAUUUAAGGGGUUUGUUUCAUCAAAUUAUUAACAUUCAAAAUAAUAAUAAUAAAGCAAGGAAAAUUGGUUCGUCUUUCAAGUGAUUUGGAUCGGGAACCUUUAGGAGAAAAUCUUACGCUUUACCACUGCAGCUCUCAAAUCAGCAAAGUUUUAACAAUGUGCUAGAAAUACAUUUUUUAUCUAUGAGGCAUAAGCGUCAUUAUUUGGAAUGUGGAUUCAAUAUAAACAAACCUUUUGUUCGUAUUUAGAAGUGUUAUAUUGCUUGAUUAAAUGCACACUGUCGUUUUUGAAUAUAUCACUUUGUUUUGGAAAAUGUUUAUUGUUGUCAUGUGAAUGUUUAUUACAGCGUAUUAUUUGCGUGUAGCGUAUGACGUUUUGUUUAUGCCUUGUGGUUUUUAUUAAUGUUCAUUCAUCUUUUUUUGUUUGGAUCAUAAACAUAGAUAAGUAUACUUUGGUUAUAAGUGCAUAUGUAUCUAAAAGGUUUGACAAGUUUGAUAAACUGUACCCGUUCAAUAGCAGUAUUGGAAAGAAACACGAAACCACCUGAUUGGUAAAUGUAUUUUAUUCACCAACAUAUACCAACACAUAUGAAACUCAAAAUGGUGGCAAUAUCCUAUUUGAAAUAAAAACAUAUAGUUUAUAGUUGUGUAAUGUUUUAAUAAUAUUGUGCAGUUAAUCUAUUUUUAACCGUUUUCAUUUAAAUCAAGAACUAUCAUAAACUAUUGUCCAACAAACGUAAAUAAUAAUAUGUAUGCUAUUGCAGAAAUGGCUGUGUGCAAAUUACAUGUAUUUAGUCAAAAUCGAAUGUUGAUUGCGAAAUUGCUGAACGUUUGAAUGAUAGAGUAACUCUAUAUUGUACUAUUCUUAUCUUGUGUUAGUGUAAUUUUAUUUAUUGAUGUAAUAAGGUGCUUAUGUCCAUUGUUGAUUUGAUAGUGUUUUUAUUUGUUGAGUUUGUUUGCACAGACGGAUGUCCUGUUUAUAGUGUUAAAAUCGUUAUAGUGUUUAUAGUGUUAAAUAAAGAGACAAUAGAUAAAUGACUAAAAAUCAUUUUAAUAUAUUUUGCACUUUACAUAACAUAACUUUGUAUCAUAUGCCAUACCCUGUUUCCCAUGUUAUAUAAUAUAUUUUU